Molecule: messenger RNA, 288 nt
Organism: Echinococcus granulosus
Lineage: Eukaryota; Metazoa; Platyhelminthes; Cestoda; Cyclophyllidea; Taeniidae
Exons: 4
Coding region: 1-288 (95 amino acids)
Source: RefSeq, a predicted model, not a curated record
AUGUCUGACACAUUAUUACACCAGGAAAAAGAGGUUAUGAGAGGUGGAUGGAUAGAUAGAGAGCAGAUAUCCAUUUCUGUCUUUUAUGAAACUCGAAUGUUUUCCCAUACUCACACUGAAAAGCGACUGAACAACGACUGCAUUUAUUCACUGCAGUCAAAACAACUAUCAACAUCAACAUUCCCGCAUGAAACAUCAUCCCGAUGGACUAUGCUUUGGCAUACAACACCUCAGAACUUGACCUGCUUAGAGGCAACUACAUCUAUUACAAAUAAUAAUCCUGGCUAA